AUGUCGUCGGUUCCACCGGAGCAAUUAACUAGUAAAUAUCAAGGCACAGGGUCCAUGUUCGACCAUCAAACCUCCGCAAGCUCCUCCAAGCCAGCCGGAAACGAUGACUCGAAAGCCCCAUUGCCCAAGGGCGUCGUCCUGGACAAAGACGGAAAGCCCUGCCGCACUUGCACCUCCGUCGCCUCAUGGCGAGCAUUGACCAAGCAAGCCGACCUCAAAAGCGCAAACUCAAGCUCUACUUCACCCUCCACCUCGGGCACAGGCAAAAUGACAGCCUCAAUGGCCCCCCUCGCCGCCGCUGCAACAACCUCCCCCAGCGAAAGACCCUCAGACUGCCCACCAGACGUCGAAGAGCUAGGUCGUUCAACAUGGACACUAUUGCACUCGAUGGCAGCUACAUAUCCCGAAAAGGCAAACACAGAACACCAGGCUAAUAUGAGCGGGUUCUUGAAGUUCUUCUCGAAGCUGUACCCGUGCUGGGUAUGUGCAGAUGAUUUCCAGACAUGGAUGGCGCAUCCCAGUGGGCAGAAUCAACCGAAACUGGGGAGCCGGAAGGAGUUUGGGUGGUGGAUGUGCGAGGCGCAUAAUGAGGUUAAUCGGAAGCUUGGGAAGAAGGAGUUUGACUGUCGACUUUGGGAGGAGAGAUGGCUGACUGGGUGGAAGGAUGGUCGGUGUGAUUGA
Molecule: messenger RNA, 681 nt
Organism: Penicillium concentricum
Lineage: Eukaryota; Fungi; Ascomycota; Eurotiomycetes; Eurotiales; Aspergillaceae
Product: flavin-linked sulfhydryl oxidase
Exons: 2
Coding region: 1-681 (226 amino acids)
Cellular component (GO): mitochondrion
Molecular function (GO): flavin-dependent sulfhydryl oxidase activity; flavin adenine dinucleotide binding
Source: RefSeq, a predicted model, not a curated record